CAAGUUUCUCGAGUCUCGACUGCCUUCGAAAUAGACGAUCCACAGCCAGAAACUGACAGUUUCAAUAACGACCUUAAACGAAAACUAUACCUUUUAUUAGAAGAUCCAUCGAGUAGCAGGGCAGCGUUUUGGACAAAUGUGAUUGUUUCUUUUUUGAUUGUUUUCAGUGCUGUCACAACCACCGUAGAAACAAUACCUUCAUUUCGGUUCACCAGAAGCAACAGAGUAUGGUUUCAAAUCGAAUCAGCUUUAGUGGCCUUGUUCACUUUAGAAUACUUAUUGAGAAUGUUUGCACAUUCUGAUUCAAUUCGAAUGCUCAAGAAAUUCUUCCUUUCACCCUUAACCUUCGUUGAUUUCAUAUCUAUUGUUCCAUUCUAUAUUGAAUUGAUUGCUCAAAGAGAUACGACCUAUGAAUUUAGAUUCACUAUUUUACGAUUAUUUCGACUAUUACGACUAUUCAAAUCAUACAAAUAUUCAAAUGCUGUCGUUAUGACUCUGGAAGUCAUGAUGAUGGCCUUCAGACGGUCAGGAGAUGCUUUAUCUGCUCUAUUUUUCUUUACAGUCACUUGUGUUGUUUUGUUUUCAACUUUACUGUACUUUGCUGAAAGAGGAGUAUGGGACGAUACUUUACAAACAUUUGUGGAUUCUGAAGGCGUACCAAGCUCAUUUGAUAGUAUUCCAGCUGCAUUUUGGUUUGUAUUAGUUACAAUCACCACUACAGGCUAUGGUGAUAUGGUCCCAACUACAUUUGUUGGUAAACUCAUCACAUUUCCAGCAAUGAUGUUCGGUGUCUUGCUUAUUGCAUUACCAUCCAUUAUUGUCGGUAGAAAUUUCACAGUUGUCUGGGAAACGAUGCGACGAAGGCAA
This is a messenger RNA of Mycotypha africana, 867 nucleotides long. RefSeq lists its product as uncharacterized. Lineage: Eukaryota; Fungi; Mucoromycota; Mucoromycetes; Mucorales; Mycotyphaceae. The annotation marks the transcript as partial. The transcript has 7 exons. Gene Ontology annotation, molecular function: voltage-gated potassium channel activity. Gene Ontology annotation, cellular component: membrane. Gene Ontology annotation, biological process: potassium ion transmembrane transport. The record is from RefSeq and is a predicted model, not a curated record.